Molecule: messenger RNA, 1432 nt
Organism: Blastomyces dermatitidis ER-3
Lineage: Eukaryota; Fungi; Ascomycota; Eurotiomycetes; Onygenales; Ajellomycetaceae
Exons: 3
Coding region: 333-962 (209 amino acids)
Source: RefSeq, a predicted model, not a curated record
GCAAUAUUUUCCCAGCAGCAACUGAGCUUGCUGAGACAGCCUGAGUGAGAUAGGCCUUGCACGGGAACAAUGCCAUACCAUGCAUGCCAUGAGGAGUAUAUCGGGGUAUAUCGACAUUCCCCAAGGAACUAACCCCCUCUCCAUCCCGCGCAAGAAUUAUUGGGUAUAGAUGUAGAAACAUAUAAAAGACAAAACCAUCCCCUGUCUCCUCGCUCUCCCCCCUUUUUUUCCUUCCCCCUAUUCCUCCAUAGUAGACAGUAGUAGUAAAUCACCCCACCACCACCACCACCACCAACAACAACAACAACAACAACAAUAAGAAAAAAGUCAAGAUGGUCCCUCACACUGUCUUCCUCCUUCUCGCAGCCCUCACAGCCCUCACCACAUCCUCCACCAUCCCCCUCCACACACGCGAUCCCCCCAACAUCCCCAGCCCACCUGAAGCCAGCCGCCUCCUCGACUUAAUGGUCGUCUCCCCGCAGGGGCCCCAGACUGGCUACAGCCGCACUAAAUUUCCGCACUGGAUCACCAUCAGUGGCCCCUGCAACACCCGCGAGACGGUGCUAAAGCGCGACGGCAUGAACGUAACAGUCGGCAAGAACUGCUCCCCAAAAUCGGGGUCGUGGUACAGUCCCUAUGACGGCGCGACGUUGACGAGCCCCAGCGAUGUGGACAUCGACCAUUUGGUGGCGCUAAGUGAUGCGUGGAAGAGCGGGGCGUCGGGGUGGACGAGGGAGCGGAGGCGGGACUUUGCGAAUGAUAUGAUGAAUCCGCAGUUGAUUUCUGUUAAGGACAAGGUCAACAAAGAAAAGGGCGACAAAGGACCAGAUAAAUGGAAACCCCCUCUUACGACCUACUACUGCACAUACGCCUGCAUGUGGGUCCAAGUCAAAUCCGCCUACAAUUUGACAAUCACCGAUCCUGAAAAGCAAGCGUUGAUGGAUAUGCUGAGGACUUGCUGAGGGGGACAUAUAUAUAUAUUAAACAGGGGACCGAGGGGGUCGAGUGAUUUAGUUCUCUGUAUAUCGUAAAAUGUUCACGGAGAAGGAGAUGAGAAGAAGGGGGGGUUGCUUGCUUGGUUUAUAUAGCAUAAAGCUUAUUUUUUCUCAAGCUUUAAUUAUUUAUUUUCCCUGACUUCUAUUCCGUUAUUAGCACUAACACACCCAGAGGUAAUACAGAACAGAAGGAAGAAAUGUGAAAAAAGAGAGCAGAAGAGCAAAAGUGGAUUAAGUAUCAACCAUCCAUCGUCCUGGCCACCAAACCCACCACAAGCAGAAAAGAGGAGGGAAGAGAAGAAAAGAAAAGAGAAGAAGAGAAAAGCAGGAAAUCAUCUCUUUCCAAAUACUUACUACUCAUAAUGAUAACAAAUCUAUGAUAUCCAUCCCCCCAUUAUAUCCAGCUAGACCAAGAUAACACCUUAAAACAGAAAAAG